This is a messenger RNA of Pungitius pungitius (ninespine stickleback), 1831 nucleotides long. RefSeq names its product polymerase (RNA) III (DNA directed) polypeptide H (gene polr3h). Lineage: Eukaryota; Metazoa; Chordata; Actinopteri; Perciformes; Gasterosteidae. The transcript has 6 exons. Gene Ontology annotation, molecular function: DNA-directed RNA polymerase activity; DNA binding. Bases 276 to 911 code for a protein of 211 amino acids. Gene Ontology annotation, biological process: transcription initiation at RNA polymerase III promoter; DNA-templated transcription. The record is from RefSeq and is a predicted model, not a curated record. Gene Ontology annotation, cellular component: RNA polymerase III complex.
UUGCGACAUGUCGUAAAACAUGUUGUCGUAAGCCAUCACGUGGCGGCAUCAUGGAUGCCUUUUGAGUUUUUAGUGGAUUACUACACUGUCAUUGGUGUCUUUAGCUAGAUUGUGAACAAUCAUCGAUAUUUGUGUUGGAUCGCAUCUCUACGGUAAACCCGGAAAUGGCUUCCCGCGAGUAGGAGACGUCUCGGCUCAACCGCUCGCUCGAGUCGUUUCCCCGCAGCAGCUUUCAGUCAGUGUGAGUGCGCGAGGACCUGCCCCCGGUCUGCAGCAUGUUCGUGUUGGUGGAGAUGAUCGACACUGUCAGGAUCCCGCCGUGGAACUUCCCGAGGCAACUGAAUGAGGCCAUAGCCGAGGAGCUCAACAAGAAGCUGGCCAACAAGGUGGUCUACAACGUUGGCCUGUGCAUCUGCUUGUACGACGUCACCAAGCUGGAGGAUUCCUACAUAUUCCCCGGGGACGGAGCCUCACACACUAAAGUUCACUUCAGGUAUGUCGUCUUUCACCCUUUUCUUGAUGAGAUCCUGCUCGGCAAGAUCAAGUACUGCAGUCAAGAGGGAGUUCAUGUGACGAUGGGCUUCUUUGAUGACAUACUCAUCCCACCGGAGUCUCUUCAGCAGCCCGCAAAAUUUGACGAAGCAGAGCAGGUUUGGCUGUGGGAAUACGAGACAGACGAGGGGGCUCAUGACCUCUAUAUGGACCAAGGGGAGGAGAUCCGUUUUCGGGUGACCGAUGAGGUCUUUGUGGACACUUCGCCGACGGGCCCGGCUGCCGCUGUGACGGAGACGCCGGCUCAACCGGGGCAGCCGGCGGCUGAGGCCAGCGCGGAGAAGAAGGAGCCACCAUACACCCUGAUUGGGACCAUCUGUGACCCGGGGCUCGGGCUGCUGUCGUGGUGGAACAGUUAACAACAGCCGAGGAAGGAGGACAUUUGGGGGGGCGUUACAAACUGAUCGGCCGGCUGGAGACCCAGAAGCCACUAGCUUGGACACGGAAAUAAAGGCACAAAGGGCCGCUCCCUGGACCAGGAUGCUGUUGGUGUAAAGUGACAGGUGUGGUCGGCCACAUUGAGACCGAUUGGGUGGUAAUAAUGCUCUGAACGCACCAGCUCCGUAUGAACAUGUGAAAUUCACCAGGUUUUUAAAACCACAAUCAUUUGAUUGACAUUUUUGUUAAAUUAUUGUAUCGCACAUAAAGUGAACCCUCCCCCCAAUUCCAAAGUAAACAUUUAUUAUUUUUUUGAAUAGUGCUUUAGUGUCCAACAUACACAGGUCACAAUACUUAACUUAACGGGUCAAAGUUUGUGCUUUUGAACACCAAACAGCACAGUCCGGAAUGAAUAAAGUUGGUUACUUAUUUUAUUUUUUUUAAUAGAAAUUAGACCCAUAGGGCAAAUUUGUAUUGCAUUGAUAUCACGAUCCAAACAAGGGUAACAUUACCACAAUUAAAAAAACAAACUUUUUCAACCUCCAAAAUAUAAACUUCUUGUUUCAAAUGUUAUGUUUCUCAGUAAAAAGGCGUAUCAUCAGUGAGUAGUUGUGAUGUUUUGCGUGUGAUUGUAGGAUCCGAAAAUGGAUUUAGUGGCCUGAAUUUGAAUCCCACAGUUUGGAGGCCACAGUCCUGCAUGUUGAUGACAGAUCUGCUCUGUACACUCUUAAUGUCAGUCGGUGUUUGUUCAGCAACACACACACUUUUUGUUUCUUGUGCAAUUAGACAUGUGGUAGGGGGUUGUUCAUGUGACAACUGCAUGGCCAGAAGAAUUUUGUUGUGUAACUGGGUCAGACUGUACAAAGUUCUUAUCAACAAAAAUACAUUGCUUGCACGUGAA